AUGAGCGAAAAUCUGCAGUUCGUACAGAGUUUAUCCGGCGGGGAGUCCAGAAACAAUUUGCUGGGCGAAAUGUUUGAAGUGUGCACUAAACAGGACGAACCGGUCGUCUCAUCAACAUCCUCGCCUCCCUCAAUUGAAAAUCCAGCCGACAUCCCGCUUCUGGUAGCGAAUGCGACACUUCAGAAUGCAGCAGAAGAAGAAGUGGAAAGUGAAGUAAAUGAUGUGGAAAUGAAGACAGAUGCGAGCACACAAACUGAUCUGGACGAAGGCUUCAAAGCGCCUUCGUCGUGUACGAGCCUGUGCAAAUCGCCCAGUCACGUAAGUGGUUUAUCUGCUCGACAUUGA
Gongylonema pulchrum is the source of this 345-nucleotide messenger RNA. The record is from the annotation of a GenBank genome assembly. Lineage: Eukaryota; Metazoa; Nematoda; Chromadorea; Rhabditida; Gongylonematidae.